UAAGUAAUGUGAAGUGUGAACAAAUCCACCGAUGAAUUCGUGCCAACAAGGCAACAAACAAUAAUCAAAGUAUCAAACUCGCCGGAGAACACAAUGGUGUCUCUGCGUUUCCCAUUCUCGUUUUCUCAGCCCGCCACAACGCGCGUCUCCGGCGCAUUUUCACCUGCAAAUAUCGCUUGCUCCGUCGCCGUCUCUGCCGCUAUCGGCGCUGGCAUUUCUGCUGGCAUUUGCUUAUCACAAAACUCUACCAGUCCAUCUCUUCAUAACGCAUUGAACUCAUUGCUUUCCAAUUUCUCACGCUCUUCUCCCCUAUGGGGCUCACUAUCUCUCUCCGACGGUUCCGGCGAUGUGGUCACCGAAUCAAAGACUGGAUUUUCGUUUCCGGCAGUUUUGAAGGAUUCUCAGGGGCUUCUAGGGAUUGGAUUGAGAAGAAAGGCCGUAUUUGGGCUGAAGAACAUCGAUGUUUACGCCUUCGGUGUAUAUGCGGAUGAUAGUGAUAUCAAGAAUUUUCUAAGUGAGAAAUACGGAACACUUUCAACCACUGAAGUAAAGCAGAAAAACAUCACUCAAGAAUUGAUGGAAAGCGAUGUUAGUGUCACAGUUAGACUGCAAAUAGUUUAUGGAAAACUCAGCAUUCGGUCUGUUCGUAUUGCAUUUGAGGAUUCUGUGGGAGACAGAUUGAAAAAAUUUGGAGGAUCUGAUAACAAGGAGUUACUUCAAAAGUUCACUUCUCAGUUUAAAGAUGAAUACAAAAUCCCACGUGGAUCUAUCAUAGACCUUUCAAAAGAAAAGGGCUACGUGCUCCGGACCACUAUUGAUGGCAAGGAAGUAGGAAGCGUCCAAAGCCAACUCUUAUGCCGAUCAAUUUUGGAUCUUUAUAUUGGCGAUGAACCUUUUGAUUCAAAAGCAAAACAAGAUAUUGAUCUCAAGUUGGCAUCCGCCGUUACAAAGUAA
Lactuca saligna is the source of this 954-nucleotide messenger RNA. The record is from the annotation of a GenBank genome assembly. NCBI's taxonomy places the organism in Eukaryota, Viridiplantae, Streptophyta, Magnoliopsida, Asterales, Asteraceae.